UUCUACUCUGUCAAUUCAACCCACACACUUUUCUCUCUUCGUGCUUUCUCUGACACUCCCUCACUUCAUCCUUCUACACAUUCACAUCUUCUCUGAAACAAUUACAAAGUGAGUGAAAGUAGUGUCCUAGCACUAGUAGUACAGUACAGAAAACUAGAAGAGCAACCAAAAUUUUCCAAUUAGCACUAGUAGUACAGUACAAAAAACUAGAAGAGCAACCAAAAUUUUCCAAUUGAAAAAGAAAUAACAACGAGAACAAAAUCUUAUCGUGAGAUCGAAUAACUGAAAAAAAAGGAAAGAAGAACAAAAAAUGAUAACGUGGAAAGACCUAUACACGGUCCUGACCGCAGUGGUCCCUCUCUACGUGGCGAUGAUCCUGGCGUACGGCUCGGUCCGGUGGUGGAAGAUCUUCUCACCGGACCAGUGCUCCGGCAUAAACCGCUUCGUGGCGAUCUUCGCCGUGCCGCUCCUCUCCUUCCACUUCAUCUCCACCAACAACCCCUACGCCAUGAACUUCCGCUUCAUCGCCGCCGACACCCUCCAGAAGAUCAUCAUGCUCUUCGCCCUUGCCAUCUGGACCAACCUCACCAAAACCGGUUCCCUAGAGUGGAUGAUUACCAUCUUCUCCCUCUCAACCCUUCCCAAUACCUUAGUCAUGGGAAUUCCACUCCUAAUCGCCAUGUACGGCGACUACUCCGGCUCGCUCAUGGUUCAGGUCGUGGUCCUUCAGUGCAUCAUAUGGUACACCUUGUUGCUCUUCUUAUUCGAAUACCGCGCCGCGAAAAUCCUAAUCAUGGAACAGUUCCCUGAAACCGCUGCCUCCAUCGUGUCGUUUAAAGUCGACUCCGACGUCGUUUCGCUCGACGGGAGGGACUUCUUGGAGACCGACGCCGAAGUCGGUGACGAUGGGAAGCUUCAUGUCACCGUUAGAAAGUCGAACGCCUCGCGUAGGUCGUUUAUGAUGACGCCGAGGCCUUCUAAUCUCACUGGGGCGGAGAUUUACAGCCUCAGCUCGUCUCGUAACCCAACACCACGUGGCUCAAACUUUAACCAUGCGGAUUUCUUCUCCAUGAUGGGGUACCAGCCUCGCCACUCCAAUUUCACGGCCAAUGAUUUGUUCUCCUCGCGUGGACCCACUCCGAGGCCUUCUAAUUUCGAAGAACCCUCAAUGCCUCAGGCGGUGACGGUAGCUUCUCCUCGGUUCGGGUUCUACCCGUCCCAAACCGUGCCAGCUUCGUACCCGCCGCCCAACCCGGAUUUUUCCUCCGCUACUAAAAACUUGAAGAAUCAAAGUCAGAAUCAGAAUCCGAACCAGAGCCAGAGCCAGAAUUCGCAGGCUCCGGCGAAGGGUGCCCACGAUGCGAAGGAGCUCCACAUGUUUGUGUGGAGCUCCAGUGCCUCCCCGAUGUCGGAGAAUGCCGGACUCAACGUCUUUAGCAGCACAGACCUCGGAACCUCCGAACAACCUGACCAGGGUGCUAAAGAGAUUAGGAUGUUGGUGGCUGAUAAUAAUGCACACUUACGAAAUGGUGAAGCCAACAACAAAGGUGGUUUGGAGGCAGUACUUGGUGUGGAAGACUUCAAGUUUCCGGUGAAUGGCGAAGAACAAGUUGGGGAAGAAAAAGAAGGGCUCAACAAUGGGCUUAACAAGUUGGGCUCAAGCUCCACGGUGGAGCUCCAACCAAAAGCCACCGUAGCCGGCGAGGCUUCCGCCGGAAAACACAUGCCUCCGGCAAAUGUCAUGACUCGUCUCAUACUCAUCAUGGUGUGGAGAAAGCUUAUCCGCAAUCCCAACACAUACUCUAGCCUAAUUGGUGUAGUAUGGUCCCUCGUUGCAUUCAGGUGGCACGUGCAUAUGCCCAAAAUAAUAGAGAAAUCAAUUUCCAUACUGUCUGAUGCCGGUCUUGGAAUGGCUAUGUUCAGCUUAGGUCUGUUUAUGGCACUUCAACCCAAGAUAAUAGCAUGUGGGAACUCUGUGGCUACAUUUGCCAUGGCCAUUAGAUUCCUCACUGGUCCAGCAGUUAUGGCUGCAGCUUCCAUAGCAGUUGGCCUCCGUGGCACCCUCCUACACGUUGCUAUUGUUCAGGCUGCACUUCCUCAAGGAAUUGUUCCGUUUGUGUUUGCUAAGGAGUACAAUGUCCAUCCAGCCAUUCUUAGUACAGCGGUUAUAUUUGGGAUGUUGAUAGCCCUUCCAAUUACCCUGGUCUACUACAUACUCCUUGGUUUAUAAUAUUCUAAUACCGAAGUAACCAAGAUUCAAGGAAAAAUUAAGCAAGUGAUUUCAACCUUUGAUGCUUUUUGAAGUUAGUAAGCAUGCGUGGAGACCACAGUGGAGUACGCUAAUGGACGAAAAUUAUCACUAACUAGUAAUUUUCACAACAGAGGAUGUAAUUCCAAGAUUCCGAGAUUUUGGGGACUUCAUCAGAAAAUUUGACCCUUUGGCAGUUAUCGUAUCAUUCUAACGCCUCCCUAUUUAUAAAAAAAAAAGGUCCAAGAUGAUGUAAUUUUCAAGAACCUUAAAGAGGAAGGAAUAACAGUGUACGGGAGACGUAACUGAGGAAAGCUAGCGUAAGCAAAGUCAAUGAUAUCUAGAAAUGGUUCCCUCUCUAUCAGCAUUUGUAAAUUUUAUAAGAAAAAUACGAUUUGGGUCAUCAAGUUAAAAAGACAGAUUAGUAUUUCAGUGGAGGAGAAAAAAAAGAAUGGGAUGACGAAGCCUUUCCUUUUA
Glycine soja is the source of this 2725-nucleotide messenger RNA. RefSeq names its product auxin efflux carrier component 4-like. Gene Ontology annotation, cellular component: plasma membrane; endoplasmic reticulum. NCBI's taxonomy places the organism in Eukaryota, Viridiplantae, Streptophyta, Magnoliopsida, Fabales, Fabaceae. The record is from RefSeq and is a predicted model, not a curated record. The transcript has 6 exons. Gene Ontology annotation, biological process: auxin export across the plasma membrane; auxin polar transport. Gene Ontology annotation, molecular function: auxin efflux transmembrane transporter activity. Bases 311 to 2230 code for a protein of 639 amino acids.